Messenger RNA from Anastrepha obliqua, 2836 nucleotides. It is a transcript of the gene Tis11, whose product is annotated as protein TIS11. Lineage: Eukaryota; Metazoa; Arthropoda; Insecta; Diptera; Tephritidae. Gene Ontology annotation, molecular function: mRNA binding; metal ion binding. The record is from RefSeq and is a predicted model, not a curated record. Bases 762 to 2003 code for a protein of 413 amino acids. The transcript has 4 exons.
GUUUGACGAGUGUGGUUAUAAUUUGUGUGACAUUUAAGUUUUCCGUAGUUGGCCGAUGUGCUUGGAGGUUAUACCUUUAAGUUAAGAGGGAAUAAUUUUAGAAGCAUCCAUUACGCCGAGGCUUAUCUACAUGUCCAAUUGACUAAGCAUUUAAAACUUUUUGACAUAUAUCUAGUACUUUGUACUACGCAACAAACCGCAUAACAUAACUGCCCUGUGAGCAAUAGUUAGCGUCAAUUCGCGCCGCCAUUAACAUUACCAACACCAGAAAAACAAGAAUCGGCGCAGCAACAGGCGGAAAGCUGAUAAUAUUCGAUAUGAAGUAAAUACAGUAAAAAUACAUCGACAUCAACAGCACAAAAAGAAACGAGUAUCGAGAGAACGAGGAACUUCUAAAAACAAGAAGAAUCAAAAUAAAACUACAUAUGUAUAUAGGAACAACUACAAACGAAACAGCGUUCUCACACACAUAGGCCCAUGUGCUAUAUCACGCGUAUUUUUGUGCUGUCAUUGUGUUUUUUUUUGUUGUGUUUUGUUAAACGAUCAAUUGAAAACCAAAUUAAAAAUAAUUAAAUCUUACAAUCGAAAAAGUGGUUCCAUAAUACGUUGUCGAAGUUACACAAAUCUAUAUAUCACUUUUGCCUGGAGGAGCUCUUAGGUAUUCACUUUGUACCUCAGUGAAACAUAGAAGAGCGCGCAUUUUCUAUCGGACAAACUAUAUUUUAUAUCUCGUGUGACUUAAUUAAUUUUAUCCUUCGAAAAUGUCCGCAGCUAUUGUACAGCAGAAGAACGCAAACAUUUCUUCGUCAAUUUACUUUGAGUGCGGCGAAAUUUACAAAACAAACCAGACAAAUGAUCAACAACAGAAUAUUCGUUCAAGUCGAUCAGUUAACAACAUCGGCGAUGUAAUUAUUUCCGAAAUGGAUGAUUCUGUCAAACAAAAUGUUGAACAAAAUGUGAAGCUGGGUCGUCAAAAAGAUCCUGAUCAAUGUCGUCCCCAUACAGCUUUGACCAGAACUAUUUCACAGCCACAGCCUCAGCAUCAACAUGAAGCCAAUGUUGAAACAUAUGUUACAACAAUUUUGGAAAACUUCGGCAAUAUGAAUUUACAUCGCAAGCUGGAGAGAACACAAUCGGAGCCUUUGCCACAACAAAUCAAUACUUCGAGAUACAAAACUGAACUUUGUCGUCCGUUUGAAGAAGCCGGUGAAUGCAAGUAUGGAGAAAAGUGCCAGUUUGCUCAUGGAUAUCAUGAGUUACGAAACCUACAAAGACACCCAAAGUACAAAACUGAAUAUUGUCGCACAUUCCACAGCGUUGGAUUUUGUCCUUAUGGACCAAGAUGUCAUUUUGUUCAUAACGCGGAUGAAGCUAGAGCUUUGCAACAAAUGCAGCAGCAGCAGCAGCAGCAACAACAACAACAACAGCAGCAGCAGCAGCAACAACAGCAACCAAAAUUACAAAAUCAUUCCAGUUUUCAUAACUGCAUUGCUUCCUAUACGUUGUUGAAUAAACAAGGAACUAAUGCAGCUAAUCUCAAUCAUUCGAUUCCUUUAAGCCCUCCUCUGAGCAUGUCCACCGGUUCAGAUCGGGAAUCACCAACUGGAUCACUAUCACUAAGCCCUACUAGUUCUAUGACUAAUUUCACAUUUGGUGAUCAAGUUAGCCCGGUAAAUUCUGCUUUUCCAAAUACAUUUCCUUACAUAAGCACUCCACCCGAAAGCCCAAACGCUCCCAUUUCACCAGUGAAUACACCACCACCUAAUAUUAUAUUAAAUUCGAUACAAAACCAGACUUCGUUAUAUAUAAAGCCUGUCACCAUUCAGGGUAAACAGGUAUUACAAAAGAGUUCAAGCUCGCCCAUUGCUAUAAUCAGGAAUAUUAAUAAAGUUCCAGCCAAAGUUAAUUCUGUUUCUUCACUUAAUAGUGCUGAAGACGCACGUCUGCCAGUUUUUAACAGAUUGAGCUCAGCUGUUGAAAAGUUUCCUAAUAUAGCUUUAUAAUUUGACGAAAUCUCAAUUUUGCAGAAUUUAAAAUCUCAAUUUUGCAUAAUAUUUAAAAUUCUAGUUCUUUGUUAUUUUACAUUUUAAAUUAUGUAUACAACCUAAAUUAUUAAACAAAAAUAUAUAUUUACGAUAAUUUAUAUAUUUUAUAUUAAAUAACUCUUUAUCCAGAAAAUGGGUAUACACUAGAAAGGGGUCUUAGUUCAUAGGAAAGCGUUGGAGAACGAAGAGUAGGCAAAAUAUGCUUUUGCAUUUAUCAAUAUUUAAUAUUUAUUUUAUAUAUCAUUUCAUUUUUGUAUACAGAAUUAUUGUAUAUGCCACUAAAAAACACUUUCAUAUAAAAUUAUUAAUUUAUAACUUGAAACACAAUGGAUAAUGUAAUUAAAUUAGGUGCAGUUAUGAAAAUUGUAAUUGAAUUGAAGUAAAUGUGAGAUAAGAAAUUUAUAUUUUGUAGUAUUAAAAUUUGAAAAUAUAUUUACCCGGAUACUAUAUUAACGUAACUACCUGUAUAACGUAAAUUAUUAUCUACUUUUACCUUUUACACAAUAAUACAAAUAAUGUGUAAAUGAAAUGAGAAAAAUAUUUAUUCCAAUACGUUACGAAAACUCGAAGAUGGUUAACACUGAUGAAAAUUCUCAAAGUGCCUUACAGUUAAUUAAAUAUAUAUACAUAUGUAGAUAUUUUAGUAUUUAUACAAUUUUUAUUUAAUUGGUUAAGAGAUGAUUCGUGAAUUAGUCGUCUUCCUUUUUUACUUUCGUUAAAAAAUGCUUCCAUUUAUUUUUACAUGUGCUUAUACAAAUUUUGAAUAAAAAUACAUCACUUUUUCUUAUUAA